ACUGUGAAGAAUGUUAUUAAGUAUAUAACGCAAUGAAAUAAACUUAAAGGAAAAUAGCCACACCAUGCGAUAAUACGUGCGAAUAAAUUUGGCAAACCGGAAUACUAUUAGCGGUCCUGCUCAAUUGGUAAUACAAAAUGGCCUCAACUUAUUCUGAUCUCGUCCAUGGGGAAUGGUGCGAAUAUAAUGAAAGAGGAGAAUUUAGAAGGCAAAGAGGAUAUGCGCCUAAUAGAAAGCUAUAUUAUUGUCCUGGUGCUAGUAUAUCUUCGACAGUUGAUGACCUGGUGGACGACGUUGACGAUAUCAUCAAGUCUGUGGAAAACAACAGAGGGCCCGUAGACGAGUUUGUUAUCGGUAAGUCAUUUGCUAGAAAGAAAAAAAAUAAAGAUUUUGACCCUGAAAACUUCAAAACAUGGAAACUAGAUGGUGGCGUAAAUGGACGAUGGAAUAAUAAAUACAGACCUGAAGGUUUCGAUGGGCUUAUAGUCCUUUGUGCCUUUACAAAAGGAUCGCUUCCCAGAGAUUGUGGAUCGGGUCUACUGCACAAUCAUCAAGAUUACUCGCAUGCAAUCGAACAAGCGUUAAUUACCUACUAUGCUUUUAAGGAAAAAGAUCGAAAAUUGGGCAACCGUUCUCUGUGUACCGGACGUGCUGAGAGGAACAAUGCAAAAGCUUACGUCAUUUAUGUGGCCUUUAAACUUGAACGGGGAUAUUUUUAAAUAAGGCAACCAUAUACACGUACAAUACAAUACUUUUUCAAAACGAUAUGUAUCAUAUUUACCUAUGAUUUUUCGAAAAAGUUGUACCUAAAAAUGCUUUAGAAAAAAUGCUGGAAUUUACAAUUAUGAUUUUUCAACAGAAGUAUAUGCAAAACUGUGAAAAUCUCAAGAGCUAACUGUGAUGUUUUCGCAGAAAAAAGAUACCUUUUUUCGUUGGCUAUUCUUUUAUGAAACUUUGAUUGCAUGCAGCAAGAAAAUUGAAGGUACAGUAAGAAUAUUCUGUACAAAUGGGUGUAUUUCAAAUACAAUAUGUUUUUCUAGUUUCCGAAUCGGCUAAGGCUCUUACAUAUUCAGUGAAUAUUAACCGAAUUUCGGGGUAAAAAAUGUAGAAUAAAAGCAUUGUAAAUAGAAACACAUGUAAAAUAAAAGCUAAUUUGGU
This is a messenger RNA of Mercenaria mercenaria, 1158 nucleotides long. RefSeq lists its product as uncharacterized. Bases 138 to 719 code for a protein of 193 amino acids. The record is from RefSeq and is a predicted model, not a curated record. NCBI's taxonomy places the organism in Eukaryota, Metazoa, Mollusca, Bivalvia, Venerida, Veneridae. The transcript is spliced from 2 exons.